AUGGUUAUUUCAAACGGCCGGUCGUUUACUUGGACAUCCCCUUUCGAUGCAAGCCCCAAAUCUAUUAGAGAACGUGUGUUUAACGACAAUGUGAAGAAGAUGGAGGCAAUUGUUACCAAAGAAGUCAAGAGGAUCAGCAAAGGAAGAUAUUUAAUCCAAGUACUGCCUGAAGAUCUUCAGCCGUGGGGUCGCCCGAAAUUGAUCCACGACGUGAAUAUCAAAAUGGUAUCGUUGUUGCAUGGAGAUUGGACAUUUCUCUCGCCCAACUCGUAUGCAAUUGAAAUGAUCCAUAAUCCGAAGAUGCCUAAAUCACGCAGUUACGGAUUAAUUGAUUUAGCUAAAACGAAAUUGGAUGACAUCGAAAAUUUGCUGUCCGAUAGAUCAUCUGGCGGAAAAGCGUAUAUUUGCGUGGGACCGUGCGUUGAUAAAGCUAAUUUAGUGGACGUUCAUGAUCGUAUCUUGUUCUUUCCUAUUUCUAGUGAUGUUGAGCCUUCGAUCGAAUUCGAACCGUACGAGCCUUCACCCAUAUACCCAGAUCUCAUUCUUGCUUCAUUUGUUUAUGAAGUAAGCAUCGUCGACAGAGAAGAAUACCAGAUUCCUGACUGGGUCGAAGAAGAAGAUGAAAAAUCAAAGGGGAAAAAAGACGCGGGAAAACAGAAGCCGAAGAAAGAGAAAAAGAAACAACCAGCAAAACAAAUCAACAAGCAGAAGAAUGACGAUUCGAAGGAAGAAAAUCUCAAGCCUCAAGAGGAGAAGCCUUCAUCAGGAGAAAGACCUACUCCUCAGCUUGAACUCGAUAAUUUUGAUGAAGCAGAAUGGGUCACAGUUGGAAGCUCAAAGCCAAGAAAAAACGACUUGCAGAAGCUAUUGAAGGAACCGACAGCCGUUGCCAAGAAAAUCGUCAAACCAGAAAAUCAAGUCUUGAAGGAUGAAAAUGCUGCGCUCAAGGAGAGACUAAGACGGCUCGAAACAGAAAUGAAAUGCUUGAAGAGUGAGAAAACAGCCUGGGAUGCAGAAGUUGGGCACUUCUUCGCCGCUAAUCGGCAAGAAACUGAUAGCGACGACGAAACGAUCGACUCUACAAUGACGAAAUGGGCUGAGUCUUCUUUGGCCAUAAGUGAAAGCGUCAGCAAAAUCGGGCGGCGCAAGGUCAUUCCGAAAGUCUACCCUUCUGAACCUCGUCACAAGCCGAAAGAAUACUUGGAAGGAGGAUCCGGCCGUUACAAUCCGAUAACUGGAAAAGUUGAAUACCCAAAACCGCCAACUGCUCCACAACCAGAGUUCUAG
Messenger RNA from Oikopleura dioica, 1287 nucleotides. NCBI's taxonomy places the organism in Eukaryota, Metazoa, Chordata, Appendicularia, Copelata, Oikopleuridae. The record is from the annotation of a GenBank genome assembly.